UGCAAAGUUGUAGGACGGACGCUUCCCGCCAGUGUGUCUUGGUCGUCGGCCAAGCGCGCGCGCAGUCGAAUUUGUUCCGCUACUUUUACUUCAACUUUUAAAGUAAGCCGCGUGACUUGUUUGUGAUUUUGUCAGUGAUUUUCCAUAAAUAACUGAAACAUGCCUGACCAGGAAGUGGAGAACAACCGAGACCUCGUCAACAUCAAGAAUUGGCUUUGUAAGCAACCACACUUGCCGCAUGAUGUUGACGAGCUGCUCCUCCGGCGGUUCCUGGCGAGCUGCGGCCACAGCCUGGAGCGCACCAAGCGCACCAUCGACCUGUUCUUCACCAUCAGGUCCAACGCGCCUGAGGUGUUCUUCAAACGGGAUCCAUGGUCGCCAGAGAUACAGCGAGUAUUUCAAAUCACCGAUCUGAUCCCGCUUCCAAAGAAGACGAAAGAGAACUACAAAGUAUUCAUCUACCGGCUGAACAACCCUGACCUGGACAUGUUCAACUUCAUAGACGCUGUGAAGACAUUCUUCAUGCUGGCAGACACCAGGCUGACGGAGGAAGAGGAUGUGCCGGCUGGAGAAAUACCGAUUUUCGAUUCCUCUAAUGUUUCGCUGAAGUUUAUCUCGAAGAUCAACCUAUCGGUUUUGAGGAAAUACAUGCUGUAUACGCAGGAAGCCAUACCUAUAAGACUGAAGCAAGUGCACGUGAUCAACGCGCCAGCAUACAUCAGCAAGAUCCACGCCAUCUGCAAACCCUUCAUCAAGGCAGAAGUCGCUAAACUGAUAAAGUUCCACGAACCGAAUACGGACACCCUGUAUAAAGACAUCCCCCAGGACCUCUUGCCAGAAGAGUACGGUGGCAAGGCUGGCUCUAUCGAUCAGCUCAAAAAAUACUGGAUCAAACGCAUUGAGGCCAAGAGGGAGUGGUUCCUAACACACGACCAGCGCUGGGUGGUGGACGAGUCGCUCCGGCCGAGCAGCUGCCAGGACGAACGCGCUGAUAAAGUCCGCGACUGCCCCGGCUCUUUCCGCUCGCUCGCUCUUGAUUAAGCAAUUGUAAUACCUGCUGUCUAGUAUUAAUGAUACGAUGAGCAUAGGUGGCAUUAUAACUUCAUUUUUACAGAGUUUGUCACAAUACUUUUAAGUGUGUACGUAAAAUGAACGAAAAUGACGAGUCUGAAACACAAUCGUUUGAUCCAUGGGUUCAUCCACUUUUUCACCCACUAUCCCUUAGCCCGAAGAACGUUUCGCCUAAUAACGUUUUUUUUUUUGCCCGCUGAAUUUAAAAAAAAAAAUUAAAAAAAAAUGUAUUUAUUGCCUUCGAACCAUUAGACAGGUACAGGUAGUUAGACUUACAACUAUAAUAAUAUGAAGUACACCGAAGGCAAUUGGACCUGGCUCAGUCUACGUUGUAAGGAGAGAUCUUUGCAACACUGGUUUUUUAUCGUUUAGCCCAAAAAUUCUUUGGAUGAACCUUUCAUGGAUCAAACGAUUGUGGACGAACAAUUUCAGACUCGGAAACGACGAAUGAAUCUGUGAGAAAAUAUUACGUUUUUUGUAAGAUUGCCAUUUUAUAUUGGCGCGUAAGUAGUAUAAAAGUCACAUCACCACUUUGUAGGUGUACAUAAUCAAGAGGUGAGCCAAUGUAAUUUUUAUCAAUAAUUAUAAUAUAAAUGUAGUUAGGUAUCUCGUUACAGACAUAAAGAUUCAUUACUGUUACCAAAUUGUUAACGAAAUAUUUAGGAUUUUGAUGAAUGUAUUUUAAAAGGAUGUUAAGUUAAAGGUUAUUUAGUAGGGCUUAAUAAUUAUUUUGAACCCUAUUAAAUUUUAAUUAUCGAUUAUAAAUCUAAGUUUUUAUGUAAAAAAAUUAAAUUUCCCUUUAUAAAAACUGUCCUACUUAUUUCAGAUUAAACAUAUG
Molecule: messenger RNA, 1909 nt
Organism: Ostrinia furnacalis (Asian corn borer)
Lineage: Eukaryota; Metazoa; Arthropoda; Insecta; Lepidoptera; Crambidae
Product: alpha-tocopherol transfer protein-like
Exons: 7
Coding region: 160-1041 (293 amino acids)
Cellular component (GO): membrane
Molecular function (GO): phosphatidylinositol bisphosphate binding
Source: RefSeq, a predicted model, not a curated record